Molecule: messenger RNA, 978 nt
Organism: Eimeria acervulina
Lineage: Eukaryota; Apicomplexa; Conoidasida; Eucoccidiorida; Eimeriidae
Product: 26S proteasome regulatory subunit, putative
Exons: 10
Coding region: 1-978 (325 amino acids)
Biological process (GO): proteasome-mediated ubiquitin-dependent protein catabolic process
Cellular component (GO): proteasome complex; proteasome regulatory particle
Molecular function (GO): protein binding; metallopeptidase activity
Source: RefSeq, a predicted model, not a curated record
AUGUCGGGAAGCGACACCUUGGACUGUCUUUCCAGCUACUCCGCUGUUGCGGGGCUGCUCACAAAGAAAGUGGUGGUGGUUCAUCCCAUCGUGCUGCUGUCUGUUGUUGACCACUACAACCGCGUAGCGAAGGGAACGAACCGGAGGGUGGUGGGAUGCGUACUAGGAGAAGUAAUAGGAGAAGAGUGGCAUGCAACAAACUCCUUCGCUCUUCCUUUUGAAGAAGACAGCAAAGACCCAAACGUCUGGUUUUUAGAUGCAGAUUACUUGCAGCAACUCUUCUGCAUGUUUAAAAAAGUGAAUACUUUGGAGAGGAUAUUGGGUUGGUACAGCACGGGGCGCGAUGUAAAAAUUCAAGAUUUGCAAAUCCACGAGAUAUUUCGUUCGCACUGCCCAAACCCUUUCUUUCUUCUUGUUGAUGUUGACCCCAAGGACAUGGUAGUGCCAGCAAAGGCGUACUGCGCAAUUGAGGAGCCGACGGCAUCCAAGGCGUUUCGAAAAUCUUUCGUUUAUGUUGCAUGCACAAUAGGGGCGUAUGAGGCUGAGGAAGUUGGCGUUGAGCAUUUGCUGCGAGACACAAAAAAUGCAUCCACCUCCACACUGGCAACCAAGGUUGGAGAUCAGCUGGAGACGCUGAAGAUGUUGGCGCGUCGUCUUCGUCUGAUUGCUGAAUAUUUGAGUGAUGUAGCAGAAGGCAAUAUUAAAGGCAACGCCAGCAUCAUAUAUCAUGUGCAGGAGAUCUUCAACUUGCUGCCAGACACCGCACGCCCCGAAUUGCUGAAGGCAUUUGCGACGCAAACCAACGACAGCAUGAUGACGUUGUAUCUGGCAAGCGUGGUUCGGUCGGUGCUGGCGCUGCACAAUUUGAUUGACAACAAAAUUCAAAACAAAAGAGAUGCGGAAAUGAAAGAGAAGGAAGCGACGAAGGCGGAAGAAGAAAAACAAAAAAAAGCGAUAGAAACAGAAACACGUGCAUAA